Protomyces lactucae-debilis is the source of this 2860-nucleotide messenger RNA. Its product is annotated as transcription factor TFIIH complex ERCC-3 subunit. The transcript has a single exon. Gene Ontology annotation, molecular function: DNA binding; 3'-5' DNA helicase activity; ATP binding. Gene Ontology annotation, cellular component: transcription factor TFIIH holo complex; nucleotide-excision repair factor 3 complex; transcription preinitiation complex. The coding region runs from base 402 to 2834 and encodes 810 amino acids. Lineage: Eukaryota; Fungi; Ascomycota; Taphrinomycetes; Taphrinales; Protomycetaceae. The record is from RefSeq and is a predicted model, not a curated record. Gene Ontology annotation, biological process: transcription initiation at RNA polymerase II promoter; nucleotide-excision repair.
UGUCGCUUGACCUGUCGCUAUCCUAUACUUUGGCUUCGUAUAGUCCGGCGCACCACCCACCACUUCACUCACAUACCCGUCCGUACCAUCCGCAGGCCGUACACUCGGUGUAUGUGCCAAGCGCCGACGAUGCGCUUCGUCGCGCCGCGCGUUGAUAUCCUUCUUUGCCCAGUAAUAGGCAAUACCGCCUGCAAACAUCAGGCUGCCCCAUCCGAGCGCCAUAGAUCCAGGUGUAUUCAUAGCAGUCUAGUCAAUAGCCUGCCCUUGCAAUGCUGUUUCUAGUCUUCCUGCGUGGUGGUCAUCGUUCAAGCUGCAAUUUGAAUUUGAUUUUACCGCCACCGAGACGGCGAGCACACCCAUCUACAUAGCAGCAUAGCUCUUGUUCUUCUCUGCUCAUCGCGAUGCCUCCGAAGCGCAACAGGCAGGCAUCGCCAGAGCAGUACAGCGAUGAUGAAGAAUUCUCAGAGCUCGGUGAGCCUGAACUGCGCAGCGACGACGAAGACUAUAAUGAUAAACCCAUGCGCGCUCGAGGGCCUGUUGCUCGCCGUUCAAAGCAGUCUGCCACUGCUGCUACGGAAGAGCCCGAAGGUAUUGUAGGAGGCGAUGCUGUGUCCUCCUUCUUUGGCCGGCAUGACUUUUCACAACUCUUGACAUUGAAGCUGGAUCAUGCUGCUCGGCCACUCUGGAUUGACCCGGAGGAUGGCCGUAUCAUUCUUGAAGCCUUCUCACCACUUGCCGAGCAAGCGCAGGACUUUUUGAUUGCUAUUGCUGAACCAACAUCACGGCCAAGUCAUGUACACGAAUACAAGCUCACUGCAUUUUCACUCUUUGCUUCCGUUUCUGUUGGUCUCGAGACUGCAGACAUCAUUUCUGUGCUGGAUCGUCUAUCAAAGACUCCGCUGCCAGAGUCCAUCAAGACAUUCAUUGAACAGGCAACCUUAUCAUAUGGUAAAGUACGCCUCGUGCUGAAAGAAAAUCGCUAUUUCGUGGAGAGCAAUCAAGCUGAUAUUCUGCAAAUGCUUUUGCGUGAUGAGCAGAUUGGUCCAUGUCGCGUCAUGGCCGGUCCAGAAGACACAUUGCUACGCGGUGUUCGCCCAAGUAUGGCGGGUCUUGUCAUUCCAGGCAUUCCAGCGCUCAAGGAAGGGGAACAACCAGAAAAACCUGACGAUUUGUUCACAGCGAUCGUUGGGAUUGAUAAGGAAGAUGAAGCAGAUGAAGAUCCAGAUGCUGUGCAUUCCUUUGAGAUUCUCCCAGAGUCGUAUGAGAUUGUCAAGAAGCGAUGUCAGGAGAUUGACUAUCCUGUGCUUGAGGAAUAUGAUUUUCGACGCGAUACCGCCAAUCCCAAUCUUGAGAUUGAUCUGAAGCCAUCGACGCAAAUUCGACCCUAUCAAGAAAAGUCUCUCUCCAAAAUGUUUGGCAAUGGAAGAGCACGAUCAGGUAUCAUUGUGCUGCCAUGUGGUGCAGGCAAGACUCUCGUUGGGAUCACCGCUGCGUGUACCAUCAAAAAGUCAGUGUUGGUUCUUGCCACAUCCAGUGUGUCUGUUAUGCAAUGGCGGCAACAAUUUCUACAAUGGUCCAACAUCAAGGCUGAUUCCAUUGCAGUCUUUACGUCAGAUCACAAGGAAAAGUUCAAGGGCGAUGCAGGGAUUGUUGUGAGCACAUACUCCAUGGUGGCGAAUACCCGCAAUCGCUCGCAUGAAUCACAAAAGAUGAUGGAUUUCUUGAGGUCACGGGAAUGGGGUUUCCUGUUGCUGGACGAGGUCCAUGUCGUGCCUGCUGCCAUGUUUAGGAAAGUCAUCAUGACGGUUGCGUCACAUGCCAAGCUAGGCUUGACCGCGACACUCGUUCGUGAAGACGAAAAGAUUGAUGACCUCAAUUUCUUGAUUGGACCCAAGUUGUAUGAGGCGAAUUGGAUGGAUCUCGCGCAAAAGGGACAUAUCGCCAAUGUCCAAUGCGCCGAAGUCUGGUGUCCCAUGACGACUGAGUUCUACCAAGAGUACUUGCGCGAAAAGUCAAGGAAGCGCAUGCUGCUGUAUGUCAUGAAUCCCAACAAGUUUCAGGCUUGUCAGUUCCUGAUUGACUAUCAUGAAAAGCGCGGGGACAAAAUCAUUGUCUUUUCCGACAACGUCUACGCCUUGCAACAGUAUGCAAAGAAACUCAACAAGUACUUCAUCUACGGUGGCACCUCUCAACAAGAGCGCAUGUCUAUUUUGGAGCACUUCCAGUACAAUGACCACGUCAACACUAUCUUUCUGAGUAAAGUUGGAGACACGAGUCUCGACCUGCCCGAAGCGACUUGCUUGAUUCAAAUUUCAUCGCACUACGGUUCCAGACGGCAAGAAGCGCAACGACUAGGCCGUAUUCUGCGAGCGAAACGGAGAAAUGACGAGGGUUUCAAUGCCUUCUUCUAUUCGCUUGUCAGCAAAGAUACGCAAGAAAUGUUUUACUCUACCAAGCGGCAGGCCUUUUUGGUAGAUCAAGGGUAUGCGUUCAAGGUGAUUACGCAUCUCAAGGGUAUCGAUACUCUUCCCAACUUGGCCUUUACAUCACAACAAGAACGCAACGAGCUGUUGCAAGAAGUCUUGCUACAAAAUGAAGAUGCAGCGGAUAUCGCUGAGCCGGGUGACAGCCUGUUUGGCCAGGCACAACCAGGUGCGAGUGGGAGUGGCAGACCUGCUGCCAAGGUGAAGCGGACGACUGGCACGUUGAGUUCAUUGGCAGGUGGCGAUACCAUGUCGUACAUCGAAGUCAACAAGAGCAAAAAUUCGACAUUGAGCAAAGAGUCAAGGACACGGAGCAAAGCGUUGAUGGACAAGCUCAAGCGGCAACGCUAAGGUCAUGAGCAUUGGGGUAUGAUACA